Messenger RNA from Condylostylus longicornis, 510 nucleotides. RefSeq names its product histidine-rich glycoprotein-like. Lineage: Eukaryota; Metazoa; Arthropoda; Insecta; Diptera; Dolichopodidae. The transcript is spliced from 3 exons. The record is from RefSeq and is a predicted model, not a curated record. Gene Ontology annotation, cellular component: extracellular matrix. The coding region runs from base 1 to 510 and encodes 169 amino acids.
AUGGAAUUACUUAAAAUAUUUUUAACUUUAGGAUUAAUAGUCUUAGUUUCGGCAGGGUAUGAUCAUGGUCAUGCCAGUAGUUAUGCUAGCGUUGUAAAACAUGAUCAUCAUGGUCAUAGUGAACAUCACGGACAUCAUGAUCACGACGAGCAACAUCAUCACGAAGACCAUCAUGAUCACCAUGAUCAUCACGAUCAUCAUUCACACCCUGCAUACAAAUUCGAAUAUGGUGUAAAGGAUUCACACACUGGGGAUAAUAAAAAUCAAUGGGAACACCGAGAUGGUGAUCAUGUCAAAGGUUCAUAUGAACUCCAUGAACCAGAUGGUACCAAACGUGUUGUUGAAUAUACUUCUGAUAAACAUAAUGGAUUCAAUGCUGUUGUGAAAAGGAUAGGUCACGCCAGUCACCCACAAAUUUACGGGCAUCAUGAAGGUCAUGGAGGAAACCAUGGUCAUGGACAUGCUGAAAGUUGGGCUAAUUCAAAUUUAUACGACUCCCAUCACCAUUAG